GUCACAGCCACCGCCACCACCACAGUCAUGGCUGCUCCUCUCAUUCUCUUGUCACUUACCCACCUCUUGUUCCUCCUCCCGUCAACUCUUUCUCAAACACCAUCUGCUCCUGCUCCAGGCCCCGCCGGACCAAUUAAUCUCACGGCAAUCCUCGUCCAAGGAGGUCAAUACUCCGCCUUCCUCCGCCUCCUCAACCAAACCCAGGUCCUCACCCAACUCCCUAACCAGCUCAACAACUCCAACCAGGGCAUGACCCUUCUCGCACCCACUGAUAACGCCUUCCAAAACCUCCCUUCCGGUACCUUGAACGGCCUCAGUGAGGACAAGAAAGUGAAGCUUGUACUGUACCAUGUCCUCCCAAAGUAUUACAGCUUAGAAGAUCUUGACAGCGUCAGUAACCCUGUUCCGACACAGGCUGGUGGAAGCAAGGGGAGUUUGGGUUUGAACUUUAGUGGUAGGGCUAAUUCAAACCAAGUCAAUGUGUCCUCCGGAGUUGUUGAUACUCAGAUUACUAAUGCAUUGAGACAGCAAUUUCCGUUUGCUGUUUACUCUGUUGACAAGGUUUUGUUGCCAUCGGAGUUCAGUGAAGCUCCGGCGCCUGAGAGUGAGAGUGGCCCUUCUUCUUCACCACCGGUGGCCGGGAAGCCUGCUAAAGCGCCGAGUGGUGCGGAAGAUGGAGAUGGAACAUCUCCGGCGAAGAAUGGAGGAGGAAGGACUGUGGAUAUGGGGGUUGGUUUGGUCGGAGGUGUUGUGCUGUUUUGCAUGGCGUUUUUAUAAAGCUGAGGCAUUAAUUUGUUAUAUAUCCACAUUCUUGUUAUUUCCUUGUUCUUUUUGCAUAUGUUGCUCCA
Lactuca virosa is the source of this 848-nucleotide messenger RNA. Lineage: Eukaryota; Viridiplantae; Streptophyta; Magnoliopsida; Asterales; Asteraceae. The record is from the annotation of a GenBank genome assembly.